AUGAUUUCGAAUAAAUUACUUAAGAAUAUCCCUAUCAGAACUUUCCAUUCAUCAAGUAAAUUGUUGAAAACCACUCCAGACAUUUAUAGAGAAUCUGGAGUGCCAAAAGAAAUAGUAUCAGGAGCCCCUAGUUAUUUAACUGAAAGAACUGUUAGAAUCUUUAAAGAAUCUAAACCUGCUACUCAAUCAAGUAAUAAUAAUGGUAAAGCAUGGAAAGUUGAUUGGGACAUUAUCGGAAAGAAGAAUAGAUGGGAAAAUGAUUUAAUGGGUUAUCAAGGAACUGCCGAUGUUAUGAAUGCUACUAAUAUGAGAUUUGAUAACAAAGAAGCAGCUAUAAAAUUCGUUGAAGGUCAAGGUUGGGAUUACUAUAUUUAUGAACCAAAAGAAAGAAAAUUCAGAAAGAAGGAUUAUUCUGCUAAUUUCUAUCAUUCAUACGGUCCUUUAAAACAUAUUAGAACUAAAUAA
This is a messenger RNA of Yamadazyma jaroonii, 465 nucleotides long. NCBI's taxonomy places the organism in Eukaryota, Fungi, Ascomycota, Pichiomycetes, Serinales, Debaryomycetaceae. The record is from the annotation of a GenBank genome assembly.